UCGACUUUUAGUUUUUCCAUAAUCACGCCCCCAAUCAAGACGAGGAGAUGCAAAGUAAACAAGUGAACGUCAGCAGUUGUUUUCAUCAUCAUGGCUACAGUUUUUGAGAAGAAAAAGGAAACAAAAGUAACGCUUGAUGACACGAUACCACUAAAAUGUUUGGUGGAAUCGGCCGAAAAACGCGAAGAUCACAUGAAAUAUUGUGUCAAAGUGCAAAGGGGCCCUAUCCCGGAGAACAGCUGGACAGUGGACAAGCGGUACAAUGACUUCGUGGCCCUGGAUGGUGAAUUAAAAAUCUCCAACAUUGAGCUUCAGCUUCCACCAAAGAAAGUGUUCGGAAACUUUGGCAGAGAAUUCAUUGCAGAAAGACAGCAGGGGCUACAGGACUACCUUGCCUCAGUCAUGAAUCAUCAUCUAUUAUCUAAUACUCUUCACUUCAAAAAAUUUCUCGAUGCCACAAGUUAUGCUGUCAAUAUACCAGAGCUAGCAUUGCAACAUGUAUCCAUGGUGUUCCGAUCAGAAAAGAAAUGGGAUGUUGUUGAACCAAUGCCGGAUAUAGGCUGGAGAAUAAGGAAGAGCUACAUUUUGGUCAAACCUGUAGACCAGCCCAAAGUCCGACAAGUCUUAUCUUGGAGCGGUUUUGGUCCAGACAAAUAUAUUCCCGAGAAGGAGCUAUCUGCCAUAAUGAAGUUAUUACCCACAAUUCAGCAUCCACAUAUCUGCCCGGUGACUUUCUCCACGACAACAGAGAGUGGGGGGUUAACUAUAAGAGCCUUUCUGGAGAAGGGCUCUCUGAGAGACACAAUCUGUAAAUGUAAACCCAAGAACCAUUUUUUAAAGAAGUACGCAAAUCCCAAAUCAUACUCAACGUUAGACUUAAAUGCCGUGAAGAUUGUAGGAAAACAAAUUCUAGAGGCGUUGAAGUUUUUACAUGAAAAAGGGUUACCUUAUGGUAAUUUACACGCUGGUAACGUGGUGCUGGAAGGUGGGAAUUGUCGUCUGCUUGAUCUCGAGAACUGGCUACUCGGACUGCCAUCUUACUACAGGUCAUUCUUCACACAGUUCAAAAAAAUCAAUACCUGUGAACUGAUAGAUGUGUAUUGCUUUGGCCAGUUGUUGUAUGAGUUGUUGUAUGGUAAACAGCUCCUCACUGCUUCCUGUGAUUCAUUCCCUCCAUCAUCUCCACCAGAAAUCAGAUCUGUCCUGGAGUCCAUUCUGUCCAGUGAAGCCUGUAAAGGUGGCCUACCUACCAUUGAAGAUUUACUCUCACAUCCAUUCUUUGCUGGUGUGACAUUACCUCCAACAGACAAACCGGUUCUGAAAAUUCCAAGCAAGUUAAAAGAGGCCAUAAAGACUGCAAAGGAAAACACGGAGAGGAGACUAAAAGAGGAGCAGAAAAUUAUUAACCAGAUAAAGCGACUAUCGAAGGCUAAGCAAUUCCAUAUGUCAGAAGAGGAGAAAAAGAAAAGACGGAAAUCAAAAAAGGAAAAGGUGAGCUGCUGUGUUGCUGUCUAAGUGUUCUAAGUACUUGGGAAUCAAUGAGUACAUGUAUAUUUGUGGAGGCUCUCGAUUUUCACGGAUUUUGUCAGUGCCCUUAUCCUGUCAAUUCAAAAUCUUGAUUUUAUACAAUGUUUCAAUGUAAAAGAAAUUCAUAUAUUUAUGAAAUUACAUGUACAUACCAAUCGUAAUUAAAAUCUUGGCAAUCCAUGAAAAUUGGCCACACAAAUCUUAGUGAUCUGACAGUGAGUAGCAUUGAAUGAUUCCAUUUGCUUGGUCCCUGCACGCUAUGUUUUCAAAUCCAAACUAUAUCUCACAUAUUAGGCUUGUUUAAAUUACAGUUUUGAUAAAACUACAAAGUGAUUCAUGUACAAUAUAGUGUGGUCUCAAAGUCAAAUGAUAUGUUGAUAAAUACACGAUUGGUCAUGGCAGUACAUAUACAUGUAGUGGUAAAGAGGCCCAAGUUCUAUUCUCAAUCCCAGCAUCUCGUCAGACCCAUGAUCCCAAGCACUGGUUCCUUUGUCAAGCACCUGCCAUUAGAGGUGAAGGUCACUUGUCAUUCGGAUAUGACAUAAAAAACGGAAGUCUUGUGUCGAGGCAGGCGUUAACACAUUUUAGAAACCUCACUGCUAUGACCCUGAGCACUAAGCAUAGGUCAAAAUUUGUGGUACUUCACCAAUAGCUGGUGACGUCUCAAUAUGAGUGAAAGAUCUUCAAAAAGGAUCUAAAAACAGCAAAGAAAGAAAAGACACACACACUUACUGUACACUCAUUUACACCAUCACUUAAUGCAAAGAUGCCACCAUACCUAGUUCUAUGCAAUCAGAAUCUGCUCGUUUUAUGCUGCCUGGAUUAAAGGGACUGGUGCACGAUUUUCGAAAUGAUUUUUUGAAAAAUUUUUAUGUUAAAAUUUAAAAAUAUAACUCAUUUAAUGUUGACAACCAAAAUUUGGACCGUCUGAAUGCAAGGAUAAGAGCAAUAUUCUAGCUUUGAUUCUGUGUUAUGUAAACAAAGACUCGAGUCUUUUUAUGUAAACAAACAGACCAGUGAAAUGUUAAUUUUGUAAUUUAAAAAAUCUUUAAUUUGCACAAUCACAAAUUUUAACUUUUAAAUGAGACAUUUUACCUAAAUCAUACUUGAGAUGUGCUAUUAUAUAUAAUAUACUUAGAUCAAUAUCCAUUUAUAUUGAAAACUUCGUAAACAAUAACACCCCCAAAUCUUUGUUUUCAAAACAAAUAAUAAACUCUCUAUAAUGAGCUUCUGUCAUGAUGAAUAACCUUAUUUUUUUGUGAAAUCUGUAUAGAUUUUGAUCAUUUAAAGUGAAAAACAAAAUUUGGGGGGGAAAUCGUGAAUCAGUCCCUUUAAAGAUUAGGAGAUGUGUUGUUUGGGCCUGAUGUCUGUCUUUGAUUCCGUUCUUUAGUCUUGCUGAAACUUUUAACUUUAGUUAUAGUCACAUAGGGAGAUCAAAGUUGUAAAUUAAAAUCCUAAAUAACUCAAAUUCCUCACUGUUUUGGAAUUAAAGGGAAUAAAUUCCAUUCCAUUUGGUAAAUUGUAUUUAUUUUACUUAUAUUAAAGACAUAAAUUUGGUUUUCAUUUUCAUCAUUUUUGAAAAGAGUUUGUUUGUAGCAAGUGUCGUUAAAAUUUUUCACUCGUUAUAAUUAUCCCCAACGUCUUAACUUAAUAUCUGUAUGAACCCGAUGGACUGAGGUGAGCAUUGUAGUCUAUGGACCUCUUUGUUUUUUCUUUGUUUUUUCUAAAUUCAAUAAGAUGCAAGUGUCCUCAUGUAGUUUUUAUUCAGUUUUCAUCAUCACUUGACUGUUGCCAGAGCAGGCCCACGAUAGACGGUUCAGGAUUUAUACUCAUGGUGUCCCAAGCUCACUGGUAUUAAACUCAUGAUAGUAACGAUCGCUACUAUCAUCCCAAGAUGGCGGAAGGAAAUUCCGGAAAGACCACGUUUACGUAUUAUAUCUAUUUGUACUGUUUAUUUGUGAAUGAUAUAAGUAAGAAAUAUCAUACACUAGCAACAAUUACGAUCAGGUAUUAUUUUAUCUUUUAUACGGCUCAUAUGAACAGAAAAUUCGUCGUUGAAAAAACAGCGAGGAUUAUAGUAACGGAAAUGAAUGAUGAUAGUAACGUAAAACUUUCGUUACUAUCAUCCUCGCUGUUUUUUCAACGACGAAUUUUCUGUUCAUAUGAGCCGUAUAAAAGAUAAAAUAACACCUGAUCGUAAUUGUUGCUAGUGUAUGAUAUUUCUUACCUACAUACCAUUUGCAAAUAAACAAUACAAAUAGAUAUAAUAAGUAACCGUGGUCUUUCCGGAAUUUCCUUCCGCCAUCUUGGGAUGAUAGUAACGAUCAGUUUAAUACCAGUGAAUCUAAUUGAUAAAACUAAUUACCUUUCAGAAAGCAAUGCAGGAAAAUGGAGAAACUUCCGGCGAACCUUCAGCCCCUACAUCAUCUAAGCCCAGUGAAACAUCUACCCAGCAA
This is a messenger RNA of Ostrea edulis (European flat oyster), 3983 nucleotides long. Its product is annotated as PX domain-containing protein kinase-like protein. Gene Ontology annotation, biological process: protein phosphorylation; early endosome to late endosome transport; endosome to lysosome transport. The coding region runs from base 91 to 1515 and encodes 474 amino acids. NCBI's taxonomy places the organism in Eukaryota, Metazoa, Mollusca, Bivalvia, Ostreida, Ostreidae. The record is from RefSeq and is a predicted model, not a curated record. Gene Ontology annotation, molecular function: ATP binding; phosphatidylinositol binding; actin binding. The transcript is spliced from 13 exons. Gene Ontology annotation, cellular component: early endosome; extrinsic component of endosome membrane; late endosome.